Messenger RNA from Nezara viridula (southern green stink bug), 231 nucleotides. The record is from the annotation of a GenBank genome assembly. Lineage: Eukaryota; Metazoa; Arthropoda; Insecta; Hemiptera; Pentatomidae.
AUGCCCAAGUCGUGCAGGGUGAAAACCUCACAAUCCGGAGGCUAUGCACUAAUGGAGUCAUUAACCUCUCGCCCUCAGGCCGCGGUAACGGCUCACUCAGGCUUACACACUGUCACCUGUUACCUUCCUUGUUACAAGAAGUCGGUGAAGCGUAUGGAUGCCGUUGACGGAUGGAUCAGAACUUCUACAUCGGUUUAUUUAGACAUCGCGUCUUCAUCGAACCAGCGGUGA